AUGGAUUUCCCAAAGAGUCUUCUAUUUCUCAUGCUGGUGGUGGCGGCUGUCAGUGCCAGAUCGACCCUUAUGAGCCGAAUGGAUAUCGCUCCUAGAGGAUGCAAAUGGCAACGAGUGCUGGACGAGAAUGCCGAGGACGAAAACACCGUGACGACGGUUCUGUCCUGCAAGCUGAAAACAAUUGGCGGCACCGAUACGUUGAUGCGUAAUUUGAGCUCCUAUCAGAUCGAAAGAAUCAAUUCGCUGAAGCUCGAGUGCAGUGAUAUUCUGUUCUUCGAGAGCUCGCUCGAAGCCAAUCAGCAUUCGGGGGCCUUCCUGGGAUCGCUGAAGCGCCUUCGUGAUCUAAAGAUUGAAUAUUGUAAAAUUAAGUAUGUGCCUUCGAUGGUCCUGUCAACGCUGAGGGACCUUCGGUCGCUUUCACUGCGAACCCACAACACCGACUGGUCCGCUAUGAAUCUGGAAUUUCACCCGGAAAGUUUCCGAGGGCUGACGGAGCUGAAGCGGCUCGACCUGGCCGAUAACAACAUCUGGAGUUUGCCGACUGACGUAUUCUGUCCACUGUUCUCGCUGAGACAGCUGAAUUUAACCAAAAAUAGGCUUACCGACAUUUCCCAGCUGGGAUUCUCCGAUUGGGGAAAUGGCCCAACAGCACCGGGAAAAGCAUGCAACACUGGACUGGAGGUGCUGGAUUUGUCCCACAACGACAUCCUGUCACUGCCCGAUAACGGAUUAUCGUCGCUGCGGUCGUUAAAUGUUCUGCUAAUUCAGGACAAUUUGCUCACUUCGUUGGCUGACCGCGCUUUUGUUGGGCUGGGAUCGCUCAAAGUGCUUAACAUGUCAAGCAACAAACUGGUGGCUUUGCCACCGGAACUGUUCCAGUCCCCACGUGAACUCCGACAGGUUUAUCUACAGAACAACUCGCUAUCCGUGUUGGCCCCCGGCCUGCUGGAGGGCUUGGACCGUCUCGAAAUACUAGACCUUUCACACAACGAACUGACAUCGGAGUGGAUCAAUCGUGACACCUUCGCCGGCCUGAAGCGUCUCGUCGUUCUGGACAUCAGCCACAAUGGGCUGACGAAAAUCGACCGACACGUAUUUCGUGAGCUGUACAGUCUACAGAUACUGAAUCUGGAAUCGAACCUCAUCGAAACGAUUGCCGACAAUGCAUUCAGCGAUCUGAAAAACCUCGUCGCCCUAACACUGUCCCACAACAAGCUGAAACGAAUCGACCAGCACCACUUCAGCGAACUGUACGUCCUCAAUCAACUGUACAUCGAGUCGAACAGCAUCGAAUCGCUGCACUCGCGUGCACUGGAAAAUCUCACCAAUCUGAACGACCUCAAUCUCAACGACAACCGGCUGACGGAAAUCCCGGAAGGGCUGGGAAAGCUGCGCUUCCUCAAAUCGUUGGACCUGGGCAAAAACCGUAUUGUCACCGUGAAUAAUGCAUCAUUCGAGGGGCUCGAACAACUGCUCGGCCUUCGGCUGGUGGAAAACCGGAUUACCAACAUUUCACGGGACGCAUUCGUAACCCUGUCGUCGCUGCACGUGCUAAACCUGGCAUCGAAUCAGAUUCGCCACAUCGAUCAGUCGGCCUUCAGCUCGAAUCCCACCAUCCGGGCCAUUCGGCUGGACAAUAACGAUCUGGAAGACAUCAGCGGAGUGUUUACGUCGCUUCCGGCGCUCGUCUUUUUGAACGUGUCGGAUAAUCAGAUCCGGAACUUUGAUUACAGCCAUCUGCCGACGUCGCUCGAGUGGUUGGAUAUGCACCAGAACAACAUCACGGAACUGGGCAAUUAUUACGAUUUAAACAAUCUGCAGAUUAAGAUGCUGGAUGUGUCGUUCAAUCGGUUGGUCACCGUGGAUAAUAAGAACAUUCCGGACAGUAUCGAAACGCUGUUUCUCAACAACAACGUGCUGGAGGAAGUAACGGCUGGAACUUUUCUGAACAAGAAGAACCUGGAAAAGGUGGUGCUGUAUGGAAAUUAUAUUAAAAAGCUGGAGAUUGGGGCGUUGGCGUUGACACGCGUUAGCGACGACCGCGACAUGCCCCAGUUCUACAUUGGGGACAAUCCGAUCCACUGCGAUUGCACGAUGGAAUGGUUGCAGGGCAUUAAUAAGCUGUCACAUCUGAGACAGCACCCGCGGGUGAUGGAUUUGGAUACGGUUAUGUGUACGAUGGAGCACGAGCGGGGAGCGUCGAUCCGCCCGCUGAUGGAUCUGAACUCGCACGAUUUCCUGUGCCAGUACGAGACGCACUGCUUUGCGACGUGCCAUUGCUGUGAUUUCGACGCGUGUGACUGUAAGAUGACCUGUCCGGAUCGGUGCAGCUGCUAUCACGAUCACACCUGGAAGACCAAUAUCGUGGAUUGUGGUAGUGCCGAUUACACCGAAGUGCCGGAACAUAUUCCCAUGGAUGCGACGACCAUCUAUCUGGAUGGGAAUGAACUGAAACAACUGGCAAGUCAUCAGUUUAUCGGGAAGAAGAAACUGGAAGUGCUUUAUCUGAACAAUAGUAACAUUGCGAAUGUGCAUAAUAGGACAUUUAACGGAAUACCGAGUUUGAAAGUGUUGCAUCUUGAGAACAAUUACAUUGAAGAGCUUCGUGGUUUCGAGUUUGAUCAGUUGAGCAAUUUGAACGAACUGUAUUUGGACCAUAAUACGAUCGGUUACGUGGGUGAGAAGACAUUCGAGAACUUGAAAUUCCUGGAAGUGAUCAAUCUAAGUGACAAUAAGAUCAGUGAGUUUUUGCCCUGGCAAGCGCUGGCUGCGGCUUCGGAAACCGGAUCGUUGAACAAAGUUUCGCUCGAAGGCAACCGGUGGCGUUGUGAUUGUGAAUCGUUGCACAAACUGCAACGCUGGAUUAGAGACGUUAAUGGUGACUUUGACAUUAAUCGAAUGAUUUGUGCGGACAAUAGAGUGGUUGGUGAUGUGAUAAGCUCGUGCGAAACUCGGCUGGAGUUCAGUAAUGAAGUUGCGCCUCCGGCAGUGCAUCGGACUGUGCUGAUGGGCCACGGAUUGAUUGGCGGUGGUUAUGUGCCGCUGCUGGCGGCAAUUGUUGUGGCCAUUAUUGGAAUGGCGCUGGUGGUUGCAUUGGCGUGUGUUUUCCGUCAGGAUGUUCGUCUGUGGGCUCAUGCCAAAUAUGGAGUCCGACUAGUUAAAGAUCCUAUAAUUACGGCCGACAAGCAGCAAAAUUGUGACAAACUGUACGACAGCUAUGUAGUGUAUAGCAUCCACGACAACGAAUUCGUAGGCCGGCUGCUGGGCGCGGAACUUCAGCAUUACGGCUAUGCCGUUUGCCUGCAUCAUCGUGACGUGCAUUCCAGUACGUUCCUCUCGGAUUCGCUGCAAAGUGCAGCGGAUGCUUCGAAGAAGAUAAUUCUGGUGGUUUCGAUGAAUUUCCUGCAAAACGAGUGGUCUCAGCCGCAGUUUCGAGUGGCGCUCCAGUCGGUAAUCGAAAACAUCCGACCCGCCUAUAGGAGGCACAAGAUCGUCAUUGUACUGACUGCGCCUGUCGAGUUGGUUGCCAUGGAUCCCAUCAUGAAUCUCCUGAUACGAACCUGUACCGUAGCUUGCUGGGGAGAGCGUAAGUUCUGGGACAAACUGCGGUACGCUCUACCGGACGUCAACAAGGACAAGGCGCUGAAGAAACUCGGCGACAUUACGCGAAGUCCCAACCUGCGGUACACUCCGGCUCCGACCGCUCUGGACCAGUGGUGCAAGAUGGCCCAUCCAGGGAUGGCCGUCCCGGUUGCUGUGCCCCAAAGCACCCCCUCACAGAGUACCUGCAACACGGAGGACGAGUCGUCUUCAGCGUCUUCGCAGCAUUACGAGGCUCCCAUGAGUCAGCACUACAACAUGAGCCGGUCUAGUGCCUCGCUUGGUCACGUGUACUCCACGAUACCGGAGACGCCCCAGCUCGGGCGCAACGGAAGAGCUUAUUUCGUGUAA
Messenger RNA from Sabethes cyaneus, 3951 nucleotides. RefSeq names its product toll-like receptor Tollo. Gene Ontology annotation, molecular function: protein binding. The record is from RefSeq and is a predicted model, not a curated record. NCBI's taxonomy places the organism in Eukaryota, Metazoa, Arthropoda, Insecta, Diptera, Culicidae. The transcript has a single exon. The coding region runs from base 1 to 3951 and encodes 1316 amino acids. Gene Ontology annotation, biological process: signal transduction.